GCCGGGAGCCCGGGACACGGCCCCUCCCUCCUCCCCUCUUCGUCGUCCCGGCCGAGAGGGGCGCAACCCCAAUUCCCACCGCCUCCGCCUUUCGUCUCCGGCCGCCGGUGCCGCGGAAGGUGCACUCUCCUCGCAACUCGCCGCAACCGAGGACAACGCCGCGCGGUCCCUCCCUCCCUCUCUUUAUCUCUGUGGGAUCCUCCACCCGACGCGACGCGACUCGACGCUCCUCAGUCCACUGCUGCGUGCCGGCGCCAGCAGGCCGCAGCGCCGCUUCCCUCUCGGAAGUCUAGUGGGGAUGGAGAUCCGUCCGGACUAGGGUCGAUUCCUUCACGUGCUGGAUUGUUAAUAAUGGGAGACAAUAAAUGGAUGGGAAAAAGGUGGGAGGACAUGGAUACUGAUGUCCUCGUGAAGAUAUUCAAGGAGUUAAAUUUGGUUGAGCUGUCACCAGUAUCUCAAGUUUGUCGUUUGUGGCGUUUGGCCUGUUCAGAUCCACUUAUUUGGGGCACUCUUGACUUUGGAUUGUUAAAAUCCAAUUUUAUUCAAACAAGAGCAUCACCAUAUAUUUGGGUUGAUGAUAGGUCUGACAAGAGACUUGGAAGAAUACUGCGGGUGGCUAUGGCAAUUAGCUGUGGAAAUGUCAAUUGCAUGAUAUUUCACUACAAUUUGUACAUGAAGGAUGAUCACCUACAUUUCAUCUCAGAAAGGUCUCCUCACCUGAAGCGAUUGGUUAUGCCAGCAUGGAACCGCAUCACCAAACUGGGAAUAUGUCAAGCUAUUCAAAGGUGGGGAGAGCUGGAGUCCUUGACAAUGCCUACCAUCGGCCAUCCUCCAUAUAUUAUGGAAGAGAUAGCCAGGAGCUGCAAGAAUUUCGCAGAACUCAAGAUCAUGGGCUCAUUUGAUCACCAAUUUGCUUCGGUGAUUUUGCAGUACCUUCCAAAGCUGAAAGUGUUGAGCCUUCGUUGCUCGAAAGUGACCAUGGAUGCACUGGUCUCUUUACUGAACUCAAUGGAAUAUCUUGAGGUUCUGAAUAUUUCCCACUGCCUGCUGUUGGGCGCUGCGAUAAAUGGGCGGAGGCAAUUGGUUCAUGAGCUGGAUGACCAAACUCUCGAGAAAGCCUCACAGCUGCGUGAAUUCCACUACUGCCAGAGCAGGUCGUGCAUUGCAUGCCAGCGGAUGGUGGUGGAUGAAGGCAUAAUGCGUUGGUAUAGGUACGAGGAUUGGUUUUGGCGUCGAGAUGAGGUGAGGUCGCUUGAUCUGCAAGAUUACGGGAAGUUGUUUGAUGCGGAUUGCGAGAGGUUGACAUCUGCCGAUUAGAUGCUACUCGGGAAAUAAAACCCGUCUCAUUGUAGAAACUUGUUGACCUGGCAUUCGUAUAUCAUAGCGAGCUGUAACCGUAGAGAAAUAAUAUUGACAGCAUUGUGCGUGCAUGGCGUGUGUAGCUGAUGUUGUAAAUGCUUGAAUAGUUCGUCCUGCUUGAAGGUGUUGCAAUCAUCUCUACUGUGAUUA
Molecule: messenger RNA, 1509 nt
Organism: Phragmites australis (common reed)
Lineage: Eukaryota; Viridiplantae; Streptophyta; Magnoliopsida; Poales; Poaceae
Product: F-box/LRR-repeat protein At3g48880-like
Exons: 3
Coding region: 352-1317 (321 amino acids)
Molecular function (GO): protein binding
Source: RefSeq, a predicted model, not a curated record